AUUCGCACAUUCUAACGAAGAAACCCCGCAGUCCAGCCGUGAAGGAGCCUCUCUCUCUCUCUCUCCCCCCAUUUCGAGCAGAGAUUUCCACCUCUCCUUCUUCCCCGAAUCUUCCGCGACCUCUCCUGCUCCUUAUUUGAGGCAUUUUCGGAUCUGUUUCCAACGCUCCAUCUCUCCUUCCUUUGCCUUAUUCCUUUCAGGAAUGGAUCUCUGAUUUGAGGAAGAAGAAGCUGACUGGGAGGACCAUUGCUAGUCUGCUCCAGACACCGGGGAGGGGAUCGGUCUGUGGAGAACUGGAGGGGACAUGGAGAGUUAUCUAAAUCAGAACUUUGGUGGCGUGCUGCCGAAGAACUCGUCGGAGGACGCCCUUCAGCGGUGGCGGAAGGUAUGCGGCGUCGUGAAGAACCCUAAGCGUCGGUUCCGCUUCACUGCCAAUCUUUCGAAGCGAUGGGAGGCUGCGGCGAUGAAGCGCUCGAAUCAGGAGAAACUGCGAGUAGCUGUAUUGGUUUCAAAAGCCGCACUUCAGUUUAUACAUGGCCUCACAAUUUCAAGCGAAUACACUGUACCCGAUGAAGUCAAAGCUGCAGGAUUUCAGAUUUGUGCUGAUGAAUUGGGGUCCAUAGUUGAAGGACAUGCCAUCAAGAAGUUAAAAAUGCAUGGUGGGGUGGAUGGUCUAGCAAACAAACUGUCUACAUCCGCUACUAAUGGCCUCACCAUUUCUGAGGAAACUUUGAAGGUCAGGCAAGAUAUUUAUGGAAUUAAUAAGUUUACUGAAAGCGAAUCAAGGAGCUUUUUCAUAUACUUGUGGGAAGCACUUCAAGACAUGACUCUUAUGAUUCUCGGCGCCUGUGCCUUUGUUUCUCUGAUUGUCGGUAUUCUGACAGAAGGAUGGCCAAAAGGCGCUCAUGAUGGCCUCGGAAUUGUUGCGAGUAUCUUGUUAGUCGUCUUUGUUACCGCUACGAGUGAUUACCGACAAUCUUUGCAGUUCAAGGACUUGGAUAAGGAGAAAAAGAAAAUCACCAUACAAGUCACACGAAAUGGGUUUAGACAGAAAAUGUCAAUCUAUGACCUUCUUCCUGGUGAUGUUGUCCAUCUAGCAAUAGGAGACCAAGUCCCCGCUGAUGGACUUUUUCUCUCUGGAUUUUCUCUAUUAAUCGAUGAGUCAAGUUUAACUGGGGAGAGCGAACCCGUCGGCGUAACGGCAGAAAAUCCUUUUCUCUUAUCUGGAACUAAGGUUCAGGAUGGCUCGUGUAAAAUGUUGGUAACAACUGUUGGCAUGAGAACUCAAUGGGGUAAGUUGAUGGCCACACUUAGCGAAGGAGGAGAUGAUGAAACUCCUUUACAGGUUAAGCUCAACGGCGUCGCUACAAUCAUCGGGAAGAUUGGCUUAUUCUUCGCUGUUGUUACUUUCGCUGUGAUGGCUCAAUCCCUUAUCUUGCUUAAGUUUAAUGCCGGGACAUUAUUCAGCUGGACAGGAGACGAUGCGUUGCACUUGUUAGAAUAUUUUGCCAUUGCUGUUACUAUUGUAGUUGUUGCAGUUCCAGAAGGGCUGCCUCUAGCUGUGACCUUGAGUCUUGCCUUUGCCAUGAAGAAGAUGAUGAACGAUAAAGCAUUAGUUCGUAAUCUUGCAGCUUGUGAAACUAUGGGCUCUGCUACGACCAUCUGCAGCGACAAGACGGGAACUUUGACGACCAAUCACAUGACUGUGGUGAAAGCUUGCAUCUGUGGAAAUGUUGUUGAAUUAUCCAAUCUUACUGAUGCCUCAAGCAUGCGCUCUAAACUUCCACAAACGGUGCUUAAUAUCCUUAUGCAGUCCAUAUUUAAUAAUACAGGAGGAGAAAUUGUAACCAACCAACAAGGAAAGAUUGAAAUUUUAGGAACACCAACCGAGACUGCUAUAUUGGAAUUUGGUUUGUCUCUUGGUGGUAAUUUUCAAGCGGAGCGCGAAGUGGUUAAGAUUAUUAAAGUCGAACCCUUUAACUCAGCGAAGAAAAGAAUGGGUGUUGUGAUCCAACUUCCCCAAGGAGGAUUCCGCACCCACUGUAAGGGCGCCUCUGAAAUAGUUCUAGCUUCUUGUGAUAAGGUUUUAGAUGCCGCAGGUAAUGCUGUUCCACUUGAUUUAGCAACAACCAAUCAUCUCAAGGAUACAAUUGAAAGUUUUGCUAAAGAAGCUCUCCGGACGCUUUGCCUGGCCUAUAUGGAGGUAGAAGAUGACUUCACAGCUAAUCAACAAAUCCCUUCUGAUGGCUACACAUGUAUUGGAAUUGUGGGCAUUAAGGAUCCUGUCAGACCCGGUGUUAAGGAGUCUGUGGCUGUUUGUCGAUCUGCCGGAAUUGCGGUGAGAAUGGUUACUGGCGAUAACAUUAAUACUGCAAAGGCUAUUGCUCGAGAAUGCGGCAUUCUUACGGAUGACGGCGUGGCUAUAGAAGGUCCGGAGUUUAGGGAAAAGAGUCUUGAACAAAUGAUGGAAUUAAUUCCAAGGAUACAGGUGAUGGCUAGAUCUUCGCCGUUAGAUAAACAUACACUUGUGAGGCAUCUACGCACUUUGUUCAACGAGGUCGUUGCUGUGACGGGCGAUGGCACGAAUGAUGCACCUGCCCUUCAUGAGGCGGAUAUUGGGCUUGCAAUGGGAAUUGCAGGAACUGAGGUCGCAAAAGAGAGUGCAGAUGUAAUAAUCCUUGACGAUAAUUUCUCCACAAUUGUGACUGUGGCCAAAUGGGGACGUUCUGUUUACAUAAACAUUCAAAAGUUUGUACAGUUUCAGCUGACAGUGAAUGUGGUAGCCUUGAUUGUUAACUUUUCCUCCGCUUGCCUUACUGGUGCUGCUCCGCUGACUGCUGUUCAGUUGUUGUGGGUAAACAUGAUCAUGGAUACAUUGGGAGCUCUUGCACUUGCCACCGAACCUCCUAAUGGUGAGUUAAUGAAGAGGAUGCCCGUUGGUCGGAAGGGGAACUUUAUCAGCAAUGUGAUGUGGAGAAAUAUCUUUGGACAAUCUUUCUAUCAGUUUUUUGUAAUUUGGUAUCUCCAGACAGAAGGUAGAAGGCUCUUCGGUCUUGAAGGCGCUGGCUCUGAGCUCACCUUGAAUACACUUAUCUUCAACACUUUUGUGUUCUGCCAGCUCUUCAACGAAAUCAGCUCUAGGGAGAUGGAGAAGAUUAACGUCUUCGAAGGCAUCCUCAACAACUACAUUUUCGUCGGCGUCCUCUCCACGACCGUUAUCUUCCAAUUCAUCAUCAUCCAAUUUCUCGGCGAAUUCGCGAAUACGACACCAUUGACAUCUUCGCAAUGGUUGUUGACCGUACUCAUCGGGUUCCUCAGCAUGCCCAUUGCUGCAGCCAUCAAGCAGAUACCUGUGGGGUCAAAAUGAGGUAAUGGAAGGCAAAUUUGGUACUAAAAAUGACUUAUUUUUAUUUCAAAACCUAUUUUGAAUUUUUUCUUUUUUGGCUCCAUGUUCUUUUUAGUGGCAGCAUGGAAAAGAAAGCUAUUUCUGUUAGUAGUUUUAUCAACUCAUGUGAGAACUGCUACAGAUUUUUGGUAAAAAUGUUAAUAGCUAUUUGUUUGGAUGUAUUUGAAAUUUACAUUUAUGCCACAUUCUAUUAUUUUGU
Phalaenopsis equestris is the source of this 3605-nucleotide messenger RNA. Its product is annotated as calcium-transporting ATPase 1, plasma membrane-type-like. Gene Ontology annotation, cellular component: intracellular membrane-bounded organelle; membrane. Gene Ontology annotation, molecular function: calmodulin binding; ATP binding; ATP hydrolysis activity. Gene Ontology annotation, biological process: calcium ion transmembrane transport. The record is from RefSeq and is a predicted model, not a curated record. Lineage: Eukaryota; Viridiplantae; Streptophyta; Magnoliopsida; Asparagales; Orchidaceae.